UUGUAUAUUUUUCCCCCUAUAAAUUUAUUACGUCAAGGUGCGGUAAUUAAUAUCGAUAUUAGGCCGUUAACGUAUUUCGGUACAUUGUUGCAAUAGUCAUACUUAUUUUACAAUACUUUACGAGGGCAUCGUAAAGUAGAUAGCAAUAUCACUGUAUUGAAAAAUUGCGGAAUUUAAGGUUUCGAAAAAUCGUUCGCUUGAUCGAGCGAUAAAAUGGCGUGGCGAUUACUACUUUGUGUACGUAAUACACGUGUAAAACCUCGAAAAAUGGGGAAUUACUCAUCCCUGCUCUAAUCCGCUUUGUUUGCGCCGUUCCGCCGCGCGCCCCGAGUGUCGUAGAGAUAAAUCUAACCUCAAAUUAGUCCGAAUUUCUCGCGGUAUUUCACGGUGGUAAACAAGUGUCAUUGAUGGGUCGAUGCUUAAUCGUGAAUAACUUAUCGAAAUAAUGUCAGAAAUAUUGCUGUUUAAUAAUUGUUAGCACAGCUGGAAUACGCGAAUUAAAGAGCCAAUCAUUUAUUGGCCAUUAUUUAGUAUGUGGGAAUAAAUAUCACAAUAGUGAGAUAGGUGCUCUUAGAGGUGUGGCACUGGAUAUUAGUUAGCACAGAGGAUGAGCACCGAGGAGAGAUUUGUGACGGAAGUUCCAAGCAGUUUAAAACAAUUAGCACGACUGGUGGUUCGUGGAUUUUACACUAUAGAAGAUGCUUUGAUCAUCGACAUGUUAGUUAGGAAUCCUUGUAUGAAGGAAGAUGAUAUAUGUGAAUUAUUGAAGUUUGAACGAAAAAUGUUACGAGCAAGGAUAUCUAUAUUGCGCAAUGACAAGUUUAUACAAGUAAGGUUGAAGAUGGAAACUGGUUCUGAUGGAAAAGCACAAAAAGUUAAUUAUUACUUCAUUAAUUAUAAGACAUUUGUAAAUGUGGUGAAGUACAAGUUAGAUUUAAUGAGGAAGCGAUUAGAGACAGAGGAACGCGAUGCAACCAGCAGAGCCAGUUUCAAGUGCACUCAAUGUUUAAAGACAUUUACCGAUCUUGAAGCAGAUCAACUGUUCGACAUACUAACCGGUGAAUUUAGGUGUACAUAUUGUCGAGAAAUCGUAGAAGAGGAUCAGUCAGCUCUUCCAAAGAAAGAUUCUAGAUUAUUGUUGGCAAAAUUCAAUGAACAAUUAGAACCAUUGUACAUUCUCUUGCGGGAAGUCGAAGGCAUCAAGUUAGCUCCAGAAAUACUUGAACCAGAGCCUGUGGACAUUAAUACGAUUAAGGGAAUCGAUGCAAAGAAAGCAAGUGGCUUGCGAGCACCUGGUGAGCAAUGGUCCGGAGAAGCUACAAGAUCUUCAGGCUUCAUGGUCGAGGAUACCAGAGUGGAUGUUACUAUCGGUGACGAAUCUGCAAAUGAUAAUGCUCUGAACCGUCGAAAGGAGAGACCAAUCUGGAUGAUGGAGAGUACCGUGCUCAAUUCCGAUGGAUCACAGCCCGACGGUGUCAAUACACAAGAGAGCAUAUUAGACAAAGCUGCUGCUACUGCCACAAAUGUAAACACUGUGACGAACAACAAACAGGGUGAAGACAUUAUGUCCGUACUCUUGGCACAUGAAAAGAAAGGUGCCAAUGCUGCCAAUGCCGUAAAGUCUGUCAUACCCCAAGAAUCAAGCGACAGUAGUGACAAUGAAGAUAUUUCGGAAAUGCAAGCUGCCGACACAGGUGAAGUUGAAAUGAUGGAAUCCGAGGACGAGGAUCUUGUGCCCACGGUCAGUGUCGGUGGGAAAACUGUUGCUAUCACUGAUGUGAAUGAUACCCUAAUUUCAGAAAUGUCACCUGCGGAAAAGGAGGCUUAUAUUCAAACGUAUCAGGAAUACUAUUCGCAUAUGUACGACUAG
Messenger RNA from Orussus abietinus, 1870 nucleotides. It is a transcript of the gene TfIIEalpha, whose product is annotated as general transcription factor IIE subunit 1. Gene Ontology annotation, biological process: transcription open complex formation at RNA polymerase II promoter; transcription initiation at RNA polymerase II promoter. The record is from RefSeq and is a predicted model, not a curated record. Gene Ontology annotation, cellular component: transcription factor TFIIE complex. The coding region runs from base 608 to 1870 and encodes 420 amino acids. The transcript is spliced from 8 exons. Lineage: Eukaryota; Metazoa; Arthropoda; Insecta; Hymenoptera; Orussidae.